AUGGCAGCCAAAGAAGAAGACCUGUAUGCCAAAGUGACCCCGCGCAGACAGCGCCAGAGCCGGCCCAGCACCAUCAAACACGGCUCCACUCUGGACGUGCUGCUGUCCAUGGGCUUCCCCAAGACCAGGGCAUUAAAAGCUCUGGUCUCAACUGGGGGAAAAAAUGUCCAAGCCGCUUGUGACUGGCUCUUCUCUCACGUGGAUGACCCGUUCCUGGAUGACCCUCUGCCUCGAGAGUACGUGCUGUACCUCCGACCAAGUGGCCCACUGCAGCAGCAGCUCUCUCACUUCUGGCAGCUGUCUCGAUCAUUGUGUGGGAAGAAUAAGGCACAUAACAUCUUUCCCCACAUCACCCUCUGCCAGUUCUUCAUGUGUCCAGAUGCAAAGGUGGAAGCCCUGGUGGAAGCCUUGCUGAGCACUGUGACUAAAUGGAAGGGGCGGAUCCCUGCACCUUUGCCUCUCGAGCUCUACACAUCCACUACAUUUCUGGGCCUUUUUGUGGAAGAGCAGGUUGCGGAGGUGCUGAAGAGUUUUGCAACUGAAUUUUCCACUGAAGCAGAAGCUAAAGCAGAUGUUCAUAUUGAACCACAUAAAAAGCAACUUCAUGUCACAUUGGCAUAUCACUUCCAAACAAAUCAUCUGCAAAUUUUGGAGAAGCUUGCCAAAGAAAUUGAUACAGCCUCAGGCAGUGACUGGUUAGCUGUGCUUUUCUCCAGAGACAUUCGUUUUGCAAAUCAUGAGACCCUUCAAGUGAUGUACCCCUACUUGCCUCAGAAUGAUGAUGAGUUAGAGCUGACGCCUGGAGACUUCAUCUUCAUGUCUCCAGUGGAGCAGAGCACUGCCAGUGAAGGCUGGGUUUACGGAACAUCCCUGGGCACAGGUCUGUCCGGUCUCCUGCCUGAAAACUACGUGAGCCGAGCAGAUGAGUCUGAUACCUGGGUCGUCCAUGGUUCUCACUCCAUCCACAAUUCUGCCUCUCAGCUGGCCUCUGGUAGGAAUGUGGGAGGAUUAUUAUUUGAUGGACCGAUAAAUGACAGUCUACUAGACAGCAUCAUUGAUACGCCGAGCCUUUCUGGCCUCUGUCCUCCAAUGCAGGUGCCACAGUCAGCUCCACAGUCUUGCCCAUCUAAGAGGCGGUUGUUUGUGUGUCGCCAUGGUGAGAGGAUGGAUGUGGUGUUUGGAAAACACUGGAUUACACAGUGUUUUGAUUCUAAAGGUCGUUACUUUCGUUCAAAUCUCAACAUGCCAUCCAGUUUACCAACCAGAAGUGGAAGUCAGAGAGACUAUGACAAAGAUUGUCCGAUCACAGUGUUUGGCUCAACACAGGCUCGACUUGUGGGUGAAGCCCUAUUGGAAAGCAACACAGUCAUAGACUUUGUUUACAGUUCCCCUUCUCUUCGCUGCAUUCAGACUGCUCAGCACAUUCUUAAGGGUCUCCAACAGGAUGAAAAGGUAAAAAUUCGUGUGGAGCCUGGAUUGUUUGAAUGGACCAAGUGGGUUUCAGGUACAUGUUUACCCUCCUGGAUCCCUCCCACUGAACUGGCAGCUGCUAAUGUCAAUUUGGAUACAACAUACAGACCUCAUUUCCCAGUUAGCAAGUUAAUCGCGUCUGAGUCCUAUGAUACAUACAUCAGCCGGAGCUUCCAAGUUACCCGUGAGAUUCUGUCUGAGUGCAGAAACCAUGGGAGCACAGUCUUGAUUGUUGCCCAUGCUUCUUCCCUGGAGGCUUGCACUCGCCAGAUACAAGGUCUAAGCCCUCAAAACUCCAAAGAUUUUGUUCAAGUUGUUCGAAAGAUUCCUUACUUGGGGUUUUGUGCUUGUGAAGAGUUGGGAGAAUCAGGUGUGUGGCAGCUGGUGAACCCGCCCAUUUUGCCACUGACACACGGACCUAAUCACAGCUUCAACUGGAGGGAAAUUCUGAUGCAGGAAUGA
This is a messenger RNA of Knipowitschia caucasica, 1932 nucleotides long. The record is from the annotation of a GenBank genome assembly. NCBI's taxonomy places the organism in Eukaryota, Metazoa, Chordata, Actinopteri, Gobiiformes, Gobiidae.